GUGAACGCAAACUUGUGUAUUUUGUGAAAAAAAAAACAUUAUGGAUUGUUGUUUAUUUUGAUUUUGAUGAUUUUACUUUGAUAUAACGAGGAUUUAGACUAUAUCUCUGAGAAAAGAAAAUAAACAAUUAAAUAAUUAAAAUGGCAUGCAUUAGGUCGCUUUUUAUUUUAUGUUUGGUUGUUAUCUGCCGCAACUGUGAAGCUGCGGAAAAUGACAACACAAUCACAACACCGGAGUACAUCUUACCGUGCAGCCAAAGCGAUCCUCAGCUGGACACGUGCAUCAAGUCCUCGUUUAACCACCUUCGGCCGUACCUGGCGCGCGGUCUACCAGACAUCGGGGUGCCGCCGGUGGAACCGCUGCUCAUCGAACGCCUCGUCAUGGAGAACUCGGCCGGACCAGUCAGGGUCACUGCUGCCUUCAGCAACAUCACCGUGAUCGGGCCCAGCAAUUAUACAGUCACGAAAGUCAGGUCGGAUCUGAAAAAGUUGCGCAUUGACAUGGGGCUGGUGCUGCCUCGUAUAGAAAUCACCGGCCAUUACGAAGUCUCCGGACAAGUGCUUCUGUUCCCCGUCAGAUCCCAGGGUGACUUCUGGGCAGCGUUCAACGACGUGGCGGCCAUCGCAAAAAUCUUUGGCAAGGAGAUCGAGCGCGACGGUGUGCGCUACAUGAUGGCGGACCGGCUGCUGGUGGAUUUCAAGCUGCGUGGCUCACGAUUCCGGGUGCGCGACACCGUCAACCACGGCAGUAUCAUUGGUGAAGCAAUGAACCAGUUCCUGAACAACAACGCGGCGGAGAUCAUCGACGAGAUGCGACCGGCCGCCUCCGUUGCCAUCGCCAAGCACUUCCAGGCCUUCCUCAAUGCUGCCUUCACCAAUGUUCCAUUGGAUGUUUGGCUUAAACCUUAGAAUUAUUCUUUAGCAUCAUCACUAAUGUUCCCAUGGACGGCUGGCUCAAACGUUGGAAUUAUUCUUUUAUAUGUUCACCAACGUUCUCAUAGACGAUUGGCUCAAACCUUAGAAUUGGUCUUCAAAAUUUUUACCAAUGCUCCAAUGGACGAUUGGCUCGAACCUUAGAAUUGUUAUUCAACUUCUUCACCAACGUUCCAAUGGACAAUUGGCUUGAACCUUAAAAUUAUUUCAUCUCCAUCUUCAUUUUAUAAACCUUUAAACGUUGAAUUUCUGCCUUCUUCAUGUUCAUCUAAUUAUAACUAGCAAACCCAAAACACGAUUCAAAAUUCAAUUCACA
Messenger RNA from Chilo suppressalis (striped riceborer), 1248 nucleotides. Lineage: Eukaryota; Metazoa; Arthropoda; Insecta; Lepidoptera; Crambidae. The record is from the annotation of a GenBank genome assembly.